CACGUUCUCUCUCUCUCUCUCUCGCUUCCGUAGCUCAGGAGGUCUCAGGUCGAGUUCUCUCGCGGCCCGCCGUCAGCAAUGGAAAUGAGAAAGAUUGCCUGUGCUGUCCUCGUGGCCGCCGCCUCGGCCACCUCCGCACUGGCAGCUGAGGCCCCUGCGCCCGGCCCUGCCAGUGCCUCCUUCGCCGUCAACCCCGUUGUUGGGUCCGUGAUCGGGGCCUCCGUCCUCUCCUUCUUUGCCUUGUACUUGCAGUAGGCGCCUCACGAGGAGUAGGAAAGAAAGACAGAAGCGGCAGACUCGUGUCGUUGACAUCUCUCUUAUCAUUAUUCUUUCCUUAUUUCCUCUUUCCAUGUUCUUCUCCUACUUCGGGUUCCGUCGUUAAAUGUUAAUUAAGAGGAUGGAAACGGUGGCGUUUGUGUGAAUGUGAUUGGUGAAUGAAUUCCUUCAAACAAAGACCAUAAUGGUUCAUUGACUUGUGUGGUGGG
Molecule: messenger RNA, 485 nt
Organism: Musa acuminata subsp. malaccensis (wild Malaysian banana)
Lineage: Eukaryota; Viridiplantae; Streptophyta; Magnoliopsida; Zingiberales; Musaceae
Product: arabinogalactan protein 23-like
Source: RefSeq, a predicted model, not a curated record